Gaeumannomyces tritici R3-111a-1 is the source of this 2495-nucleotide messenger RNA. RefSeq names its product glucose transporter rco-3. Gene Ontology annotation, molecular function: carbohydrate:proton symporter activity. Gene Ontology annotation, cellular component: membrane. Lineage: Eukaryota; Fungi; Ascomycota; Sordariomycetes; Magnaporthales; Magnaporthaceae. The transcript is spliced from 3 exons. Gene Ontology annotation, biological process: carbohydrate transport; transmembrane transport. The record is from RefSeq and is a predicted model, not a curated record. Bases 275 to 1957 code for a protein of 560 amino acids.
CACUUCUUUACCCACCCCCAGGAAAAGCAGAGCGAGAGAGCGUGUGACGGCCAGGACACCACUGCGAGGGCGACGGCAACCAACCGCCUCGCCUGGUCUGCCGAACAACCCCUCGGGCCCGUCCCCUCAAAUGCGACGGCGGCGACGACGACAAAGACGACGACCUCCGCCACUCGAUCCUCUCGAGCCCCAGCCCGCGCCCUCUCGCCACCCUAACCCGAGGAGACCCGGUCCGGCCCCGGUUCUGCCGUGACGGUCGCUCCCCCUCCUCACUAUGGCGAUCGCCAUGGGCUGGCGCAAGCCGUCCAACGUCGCCGGGAGCUCGGCUCCCGCCAUAAUGGUUGGCUUCUUCGUUGCCACCGGCGGCCUGCUCUUUGGCUACGACACUGGAACAAUUAAUGGUAUUCUUGCCAUGCCCUCUUUCCGACACCAGUUCUCGACCGGCUAUACCGACCCGAUCGACGGAAAGCCGAGCCUGUCCCCAAGUGAAUCGUCACUGGUCGUUGCCAUUCUCAGCGCCGGCACCUUCGUCGGUGCCCUGAUCUCGGCCCCCCUGGGAGACCUCCUCGGCCGCAAGAAGGCCCUCAAUCUGGCUAUCGGUGUCUUUUGCUUCGGUGUCAUCUUCCAGGUCUGCUCAGCCGACAUCCCAAUGCUUAUGGUCGGAAGGCUGUUUGCUGGAAUCGGUGUGGGAUGCGUAUCCGUACUCGUCCCGCUGUAUCAGUCGGAAAUGGCGCCAAAAUGGAUCCGCGGAACCAUGGUGUGCGCAUACCAGCUAUUCAUCACGUGCGGGCUGCUGGCUGCAUCGCUUGUCAAUAUUCUCACGUAUCAGAUGCCAAGCGCUGCCGCAUACCGUAUACCCCUGGGUGUGCAGCUUACGUGGGCCUGCGUGCUCUCGCUGGGCCUGCUCAUCCUCCCCGAGACGCCGCGCUAUCUCAUCAAGCGCGGCAAACAUGAGGCGGCUGCGCUGUCGCUCAGCCGCCUCCGCCGCCUCGACAUCACUCACCCCGCUCUGAUCGAGGAGCUGGCUGAGAUCCAGGCGAACCAUGAGUACGAGCUGGCCCUCGGCGCCGACACGUACAAGGAUGUCUUUUUCGGCUCGCCACAUCUGGGCCGGCGGAUCCUGACCGGUUGCGGCCUACAGAUGCUCCAACAGCUCACUGGUGUCAACUUCAUCAUGUACUACGGCACCACCUUCUUCAAGGGCGCCAACGUUUCGGACCCGUACCUCAUCUCAUGCAUCAUGAAUAUCGUCAAUGUUGUCUCCACCAUACCCGGCCUGUUGGUGGUCGAGUCGUGGGGCCGUCGCAAGCUUCUUAUCAUGGGCGCCGUCGGCAUGUCCAUCUGCCAACUCCUCAUUGCUUCCUUCACCGCCGCCUCCAAGGGAACCAUGGUCGUCGAGCAGAAUCAGCUUCUUGUCAUCGUCGUCGCCAUAUACAUAUUCUUCUUUGCCGCCUCGUGGGGCCCCGUCGUCUGGGUUGUCACGUCCGAAAUAUUCCCGCUCAAGGUCCGUGCCAAGUCCAUGUCGGUGUCGACGGCGUCCAACUGGCUGCUCAACUUCGGUAUCGCGUACGGCACACCAUACAUGGUUGGGUCGGGGGAAGGCUACGCCGACCUUGGCCCGCGCGUGUUCUUCGUCUGGGGCGCCUUCUGCAUUGUCGCCAUCUUCUUUGUGUACUUCAUGGUGUACGAGACAAGCAAGAUGAGCCUGGAGCAGAUCGAUGAGAUGUACGAGCGUGUCCAGGCCGCCUGGAAGAGUCGCAACUUCGAGCCCAGCUGGAGUUUCCAACAGAUGCGGGACCUUGGUUACUCGGACAGCGGCCUUCCGCCAGAAGACCAGCACAACCAACUCCACCACAUCAGCACUUCCCAGUCCGACGCCGCCACCAGUCGGACAACAACUUCGGACACGGACAACAAAAUGCUUCCAACAAUGGGCAAUAUUGAUUUGUCAUAUUGACCUCACUCCCCCCUCGUUUUACCUGUGUUUUUCUUCCUUUCCCUCCUAUUGUCGGGCUUUUCAUCAGUACUGCUUUUCUUUUUGGGAUUUCCUUAUUUAUUCUAAAACCUGGCUCUCUUCCGAUGCCCUUACCUAGCCCCUUAUUCCUGAGCUCGUCUGAAGCUCCACUCUGCCCUCCAUGGGUAAUUUUGCUUUUUUCCCUGGGUAUGCUUCCGGAACAACGAACAAGCCCAUGUGCCCCCUUAUAAGUUUUACUAUGUCUCCUUCAUCUUUGGUAUUCUUUCUGUUUGGGGGACCUACUUCUUUCGCCCCUCUGUUUAUUUUACACGGAUAUCAGCGUCGGAGUUUUAUGAUGAGUUGGAGUUGACUCGGUGGGUACUGGAAGUCUUCAUAUUGUGUAACCAGGGUGGUCUACUCACGGUCUCCGGAGAGCUUAUAGCUGGCCAUGCGUGCACUGACCCGUAAAUACGACAUCAAAGGCCAGAAUUUGGAUAUACCCAUCCAGGCUAGGGAUAAACAGAACUAGAUGAUCCUCUGA